Molecule: messenger RNA, 3429 nt
Organism: Xiphophorus hellerii (green swordtail)
Lineage: Eukaryota; Metazoa; Chordata; Actinopteri; Cyprinodontiformes; Poeciliidae
Gene: cacng4b
Product: calcium channel, voltage-dependent, gamma subunit 4b
Exons: 4
Coding region: 476-1438 (320 amino acids)
Biological process (GO): neurotransmitter receptor internalization; postsynaptic neurotransmitter receptor diffusion trapping; regulation of AMPA receptor activity
Cellular component (GO): voltage-gated calcium channel complex; postsynaptic density membrane; AMPA glutamate receptor complex
Molecular function (GO): channel regulator activity; voltage-gated calcium channel activity
Source: RefSeq, a predicted model, not a curated record
CAGGCUGUGACAGCAAAUUUAAAUGCAGAUCCGAGUUCCCAUUUUACUAAUUUAAACGCACGUCUCCCUCAUUGGUUAGAUUUGAUGAGGGUGGGGUCUCACUAGAGAGUCUUUUGACGUCGCGCUCGUUCAGAUGGGUUUUAACAGAGACGCAAUCUGUGUUGGAGCAGAAAAAAGUGCUCCAAAACCAUGAUUGAGGAGAAGAAAACAGUCUAAUCAAGUGAUCAUGAGGUUGGAAGUAUUUUGAUGUUGCUGUCAAUCUCUCCUCUUUGCUUCAAAUGGGGCUUCACUAGUGGACACCACCAGUGUCAUUUCUGCAAGCUGAACGUCAGCUGGGCAUUACGAACAGUGGCUUCAUCAGUCUGUGGUCUCUUUCACUUUUCAGCAUAAGUAUGACCAGAAGACCCUCGCCCUGACGCGCGCUGGUGCGUGCAUGCUGCUGGACCAGGGUGUGUGAGGACUAGCAUGAAGCGCCAUGGGUUGGUGCGACCGCGGGGUUCAAACGCUCCUGGCCACGGCAGGAGCUUUCGCCGCCUUCAGCCUGAUGACCAUCGCUAUUGGCACGGACUACUGGCUCUAUUCGCGGGCAUACAUCUGUAAUGGCACCAACGUCACCACAGACGAGAUCAAAACUAAGAAAGGCGAUCUCACCCACUCAGGACUGUGGAGAAUCUGUUGUAUUGAAGGCAUCAAUCAAGGCAGCUGCUACUGGAUCAACCACCUUACUGAUGACGACGACUAUGACACGGACCGCUCUGAAUAUCUGCUGCGUGUUGUUCGGGCCUUCAGUGUGUUCCCCAUCCUCAGCACCACCCUGUUGAUGCUUGGCGGGUUGUGUGUCGGUGUAGGGCGAGCGUACAACAAGACAAAUAAUGUACUCCUCAGUGCAGGCAUUCUUUUUGUAGCCGCAGGCCUAAGCAAUAUCAUCGGUAUCAUUGUCUACAUCUCAAGCAACACUGGGGAUCCAGGUGACAAGCGAGACGAUGACAAGAAGUACACCUACUCCUAUGGCUGGUCCUUCUACUUCGACGCCCUCUCCUUUAUUGUGGCUGAAACUGUCGCCGUCCUUGUCAUCAACAUCUACAUCGAGAAGAACAAGGAGAUCCGCUGGAAGGCGCGGCGCGAAUUUAUCCGCUCGCUGUCCUCCUCUUCGCCAUACUCUAGAAUACCCAGCUUCCGCUACCGUCGGAGGAAUUCUCGCGCCAGUUCGCACUCUACGGAGGCCUCUAGGGAGAACUCGCCUGCAGGUGGCAUGAAGGGGGCAACGUCUUCCAGCGGGCCCUUGGAUGAGCUGUCCAUGUAUGCCCUCGCAAGGGACAGUGUAACUGAGAACACAUACAGCCCUGAGCAUGAGGGAAGUGCCGAAUUCCUGCAGGUUCAUAACUGUUUCCCAAAUGAUUUAAAGGAUGGAGUAAAUCGCAGAACCACGCCUGUGUGAGUGCAAGGAUUGUAAGGUCAAGGUUGACCUGAGUGAUGGUGUGAAAUCAGCAGUCUGAUGUACCGGAUCAGCUCACCCUGUGAAAAAGAGCCUCUCAAUUUUCUGAAAGGACCAAAAGUAGACAGGACAGUGAGAAGGAGAGCAGAUGAGCCAAUUAACAAAAUGGGGGAAAAAUCACUUGCUUUUAGAGUUCACUGAAGCAGUACAGAGUUACCAAGGUCUGUACUUUAACCAAUUCAGUUUUUAUUUUUGAACUGUUCAAAUGUGAGCAGUCUGCUAACACAUUCAAAGUUUAUUUAAUUAUUCCCACACUUUCUAGCUAAACUUGAGAAUGAAACCUUGAGGCUUGUAAUUCAGAUGUAUUCUACAUAUUAUUCAAACAACAUGGUGCUAAAUGAAACAUAUUCUUCAGUGUUCCAUUUGUAUGUGGCGUUAGCUCUAGUUUCUCAUUGUAUUCCAUGUUAGGCUCUAAAUACAACCUUGAAAGAGAGUCAGUGUCUUUACAAAAUUAUAUCCUUACUAAACUGUGAUGUACUGAAUGUUUAGUAUUUAGGCUAAUUUUAUCUCUGUAUUGUUUGUUCUUUAAUCCCUGACCCCUCUAAAAAUGGACACAAAGCAGAGUAAAAAUUUUACGCUUAUGCAAGUGGUCGCACUUGCAUAAGAGCCUACCUUCUCAAAUGGAGGUAUCUGUCUUAUAACAAAAGACAAAAAAGCUCUAGAGAAGCCUGAGCUUAACACACACACACACCCCCCCACACACACACACACGCACACACACCCACCCCCCCCCCACACACACACACCCACGCACACACACAACAAAAGUCAGGACUACUUUUGGCUCCAAACAGAGUCUUGGCAUCAAGUUUUUAAGAGAUAAUAAUUAGAACCAAGCAGAGAUUUCUUGUCUGUCUGUCAAAGCUUGAACGUCUGGCAGGCUUGCCACUCUACUGCCAAGCAGAUCCUGCACAGAAGCCAAGGGAGCCGUGUGGAACUGUAUCUCCCAAGGAUUUAUCCCCAUCUACAAGAGCUGUGCUGUGCUGCAAGUUCCUGACUGCUCUGUGUGUUAGUUCUCUCAGGAAAUACAGCAAAGUUGUGGCAGGUUGAAUCCUUUGAGGUCUGCAAGAAUUCGGACCAGUGACGAAGACAAACCUUGAGAAAAAUAAGUGAAGAAAAGUAAAAAUGCCAUGAAAUUCUUUAGUAAAUACUGUGAGUGUUGUCUGAGCCUGCUGGGCUCAGUUGACCAGAGAAAAGUGUUAGAGGAGACAAUACUUCAUACUAUGAAGAGCACAUGUAAAAAAAAAGCCAUCAGUGUAGGUCUUUCACUUUUAUAUAUCAGUCUGAAAAAGUAAAUGUUUGUAAUUUAAAGCUGUAAAUAAAAGUGUAAUAAAAAACAUGCCAAUGUGAAAAGAGAAUUCAAAGCAUUAUUUAAUGAAAGAUCGUCUCAGUAAUCAAACUUUGACCAGUUGGGCAAUGAUCAUGUGAUUCAACUUACCUUUUUAUAUUCAGCUAAGACUAGUAUUUCUGUUAUGAGUCGGUGAUUCUAUUAAGUAUUUCGUUUUGUAAGGUGAAGUACAGUGAGUAUGUUUAGGAAAAGAAACUAUAUUUCUAUUCCAUGUAUGAGCGGCAGCUGUAUUUUACUGUAUGUGCUUACACUAAUUUAUGACUGACUAUAUAAUAAAGCACCUUCUCUAUUGUCAUUAUUAAGCAUUCAAAAUUUGGAUCAUUAGGAGGGAAGGUAAAGAACUGGUUAAGCUGCACAGUUAUAAAAAAGUGAAGAAUCUGAGGCUCCCAUCUUUUUACUGAGGAGUUCUGUUAUACACUAUGUUCAGUACCAAACUAAUCUCUUAUGUAAAGGUAAUUCAGUGCCUUUUUAUGAUCUGCUGUAUUUCCCACUUUCAAUGUUCUUACAAAAAGAAGAAGAAAAUAUUUUUAACUUGUGUAUUACCCCCGGCAUACUGUACCUGAAUAAACAAACAAAAUCAGGGUCA